AUGGCUCUGCUUCAGGCGGUCGAGACAAGCUUCCUCCUUCUGGCGCUAUGGACCGCCAUCGAAGCCAUCCGUCGUCUUUAUUUCCAUUCCUUAUCCCACAUUCCAGGCCCCCGACUGGCGGCACUCACCUGGUGGUACGAAUUCUACUAUGAUGUCGUCCAACCAGGGCAGUACGUAUUUAAAAUUCAAGAGCUUCACAAGCAAUACGGGCCCAUCAUCCGGGUAACCCCGGAUGAGGUGCACAUCAACGAUGUUGGUUUCCUCGACGCGAUCUACGCCCCGUCGAUGACUCGCCUCGACAAGUAUGACUACCAGCUGCGCACCUUACGUGUUCCCGGCGGCAUCGGGACCACUGCCAAUUACUACCUUCAUAAGAUCCGUCGGGAAGCGCUCACUCCCUUCUUCAGUAAGCGCAACGUUCUCUCACUCGAAGGCGUGAUCACCGCAAAGGUGAACCAGUUGUGCGAUUUGAUCGACAAACAUGCGGCGACGGGAACUCCCAUCAAUCUAUCGGACGCGUUCUAUGGAUUUGCCAAUGAUGUUGUCGCCAACUUUUUAUUUGCCCACCAAACCGACGUACUCUCGGAUGAACAGGCGGCGGCCAGGCUCCGCCGCAACAGUCAUGGGUUGCUCAAGGGAAUCAACAUGAACAAGCACUUUCCACGGAUCCCGGACAUUCUGGAAGCACUGCCACAACGCAUAACCAGGCCUGUCAUGCCUCCUGGACUCAUUGACAUGCACGAACUCUUUGAUAGAGUCCGUGCGGAAUUGACCACAAUCAUGAGGGCAAAAGCAUCCAGCACUUUAGACGGGAAAAAGUCAAUGAAUCCAGGAGGCAAAGAAUCCGUUUACGAAUCCGUGCUCGACAACCCCAACCUCCCCGCAUCCGAAAAAGCCCUCCUGCGCCUGGAACAAGAAGGCGCACUACUGACCCUCGCAGGAACAGAGUCCCCCGCCCAAACACUCAAUAUCAUCUUCUACCAUCUCCUCGCCAACCCUUCUCUCCUCGCAACACUCCGCAAAGAACUAGACACCCUACCGAAAGCCUCAACCUGGGCGCAACUAGAGCAGCUCCCGUACCUCUCCGCCAUCAUCGAAGAAGGCAAUCGACUCUCUUUCGGCGUGACCGCUCGCGCAGCCCGUAUCCAGCCCAAGCCCAUCACCUAUACCCCAUCCGCUAUCACGACGUUGAGCGCACAUACCGCUGAAUCAGUCUUCCCGGACCCGUACGUAUUUAGUCCCGAGCGCUGGCUGGGGCAUGAGGGUCGCGAGCGCAGGAAAUUCCAGUUGGCUUUUUCGAGAGGCGGCAGGAAGUGUUUGGGGAUUGAGCUUGCCAGGGCGGAGCUGUGUCUUGUUACUGCUGCGCUUGUGCGGAUGUUUGAUAUGGAGUUGUGGGAGACGGAUGAGAGGGAUGUUUCUUUUGAGCACGAUUAUCAUGUUGCUAUGCCGAAGGAUGGGUCGAAGGGCGUAAGGGUUGUGGCUAAGCUACGUUGA
Messenger RNA from Aspergillus pseudonomiae, 1494 nucleotides. Its product is annotated as cytochrome P450. The record is from RefSeq and is a predicted model, not a curated record. Gene Ontology annotation, molecular function: heme binding; iron ion binding; monooxygenase activity. The coding region runs from base 1 to 1494 and encodes 497 amino acids. NCBI's taxonomy places the organism in Eukaryota, Fungi, Ascomycota, Eurotiomycetes, Eurotiales, Aspergillaceae. The transcript is spliced from 5 exons.